This is a messenger RNA of Echinococcus granulosus, 1647 nucleotides long. RefSeq lists its product as hypothetical. The record is from RefSeq and is a predicted model, not a curated record. NCBI's taxonomy places the organism in Eukaryota, Metazoa, Platyhelminthes, Cestoda, Cyclophyllidea, Taeniidae. The transcript is spliced from 13 exons. Bases 1 to 1647 code for a protein of 548 amino acids.
AUGUGCGGUUAUGAUUGCGUGCUUUCAAACGACUCUAUUCAUUGGAAUGAGUCUCCACAAUUUUACGUCACACAACUAACAGAGCUACACACACUUGGUAUCAGACAAAUGCUUGCAGGGCUAAAACAGUUAGUCUGUGACAGAACUCAAAGACAUUUGGACUUGAAACGACAGCAGUUUGUUAAUUUCAUGCUUUCGAGCUCAAAGUUGUCUCAUUCAAGACUCGAAUUCCUUUCUGAAUAUAAACUGCAAUUUUGUGUACAGGGUGAUAGAAUGGAAAAAAGGAUUUAUUCUAAAUGUCCCCAAAAAAUAAGUUUGAUGAAUUUUUUGUUUGAUUCGGGACUUCAUUUGCAUUUUGCCCUUGUGGAAAUAUUAAUUUAUCCCCACGCCCAAGGUUUCGAAAGAAUGCAUCACAAAGUAAACAAUUUAAAUGCUGGUAGGAUUAAGAACAAUAAAGGAGAGAAUAAUAAUUUUCGAAUCCUAUUCCUUUUAAAGGAAUCUCCAGAAGAACAAAUUCCCAUGUGUACUCCCGCGAAACGACCUAAAACUGUAGCUGAUGCCCUCGACUUAAGUCACAAGACUACAAUGGAUCUACCUAAAAGCUCUUCCGAUGUUAUUGUUCUAAGCGAGGAUGAGGAUGAGAAAGUGACGCCUUCAAGUUCGGAUACUGAAAAGGAAAACGCCCCUUGCGGAACCAAUGGGACAGACGUCAAAUCCUUAUUGAUAUCUUUGGAAAAUGAUCUUCGUCAAGAGGAGGCCACUCUUUUGCUUCUUCAAAAACUGCGUGAAAGCCAGAACUCAAAUAAUUCAUCUAGCUCCCGCCCAGUGUCCAAGGCUACGCUUAAUUCUUCGCAAUCUUCGUCUUCUUUGAACAACAAUGUCAGCACGAGUAAUCAGAAACCGACCUCUAGUCAAACUUCUUCCCAAAGGUUACCCUCGGCUGCACAGGCAACGAAAAGUACUAUUUUGUUCUUGCGACUUAUUUCUAUCCAAGUUGAAAUUUUCACUUGCGACUGGGCCAUUCGAUCAGUAAUUCGUCAGUCACGAGGAUUGCCAACAUUUAAUUUUUUGACUUUAAUGGAUUUUUGUGUUGGCUUGGUAGUUUACAGUCAUCCCUUACUUUGUAUUGAAUUAAUCACUGAAUGUAAAGGAACUAUCUGCUUUUUACAUCCUAUGAAGGAGGUAUCUAGUGUGCCUCACCAAACACCAAAUGACAUACUAGUUGGUACUAUUAUAUCCUUUGAUCCAGUGACGGGACCAGUCUCAUUAAUUCGACUUCCAACAUUUCAUAGAAUGUCAUACUAUCUUUUAUCAAUUAACCAACCUGCUUUGGUUCUUGCUCAUCAAUGGGCGAAUGUUAUGCCUAUGUCAAUAAAGUCUAAAAUCAACUGCCAACAAACGGAAAGCAAAACGUGUUUUUUUUCUCCGAAGAAGAUGAAAUUGUUGGCGUUUCAAAAGGAUCAGUUAGGAAAUACAGAGUCAACUUUUAAGGCUAAAAUGGUAAUAUUGUUCAGCAAACAGGCGCCAGACGUCAUCAUUAACUUGGUGACAUUAAGUUCUGUUACGAAGGUCUCAAAUGUUGUUGCCUCAUUUUACGAGCUGGUGGUUUAUGAAAUAAAAACUCGUCCAAAUCCUCGCUCAGUCUGA